AUGGUGCUUCCAGGCGGCAGCGGUGCAGCGACACCUAGCGGCGCGGAGGCUCCCGGCAGCUCUGUUCCGGGCGACGCACGCUCAGAAGCAGUUGAUGACUCCGUGCCCACAGCAGGCGCGGCUGAAGGAGGGGCUGCUGGCUGCGCAGGCUCAAUGGAAGAUGGGGUGUUCCAGCUGAUGACAAACCACGAGUGUCACUUCAUCAACGGCACCGAGCAGGUGAGGUUCGUCGAGAGGCACAUCUACAACCGGGAACAGUUCCUGCACUUCGACAGCGAUGUGGGGGUCUAUGUGGGGGACACCCCACAUGGGGAGAUCCAGGCCAGGCACUUCAACAGUAAACGGGAAUGGCUGGAGUACAAACGCUCUGCGGUGGACAGGUACUGCCGGUACAACUACAAGGCUGAUGCUCCGUUCACCGUGGAGAGGUGA
This is a messenger RNA of Pipra filicauda (Wire-tailed manakin), 432 nucleotides long. Its product is annotated as class II histocompatibility antigen, B-L beta chain-like. Gene Ontology annotation, biological process: antigen processing and presentation; immune response. The transcript has 2 exons. NCBI's taxonomy places the organism in Eukaryota, Metazoa, Chordata, Aves, Passeriformes, Pipridae. The record is from RefSeq and is a predicted model, not a curated record. The coding region runs from base 1 to 432 and encodes 143 amino acids. Gene Ontology annotation, cellular component: MHC class II protein complex; membrane.